AUGGCGAACCAAGUCUGUAAAAUUGGCUAUAUCGGUCUGGGAAAUGCAGGAUAUCCUCUGGCUUCGUUGCUUGCUCGGGCAGGAUACGAACUUGUAGUCCAGGAUGCCGAUGCAGGUCGUGUCUCGAAGUUUGUACAGGAGCACAAAACAUCCAGGGCCGCCAGUCUUUCAGGGUACGCAUUCCGAGAUGUCGACAUUUUGAUCACGAUGCUUCCAAAUGGCGAAAUCGUGCGAGAUGUGCUUCUGGGCCCAGCAGGAAUAGCUAAGCACAUGAAGAAUGGUGCAAUCAUUGUCGAUACAUCUUCUUCAUCGCCUUACCACACUCAAGAGACUGGGAAGCUGUUAGCAUCGACCAAUCCAGCCCUGACUUUGAUCGACAGCCCAAUAACUCAAGAAUACGCAUUUGCUUUGGCGAAAGGAGACGCAACUCUGAUGGUCGGCUGCUCCGAUACGGCGGCGCUUCAGUUGGCCAUGCCAUUCUUGAAGAUAAUGGGAAAGCACGUCUUUGUAAUGGGUGAACUAGGAUCCGGACAUGCGAUGAAGACGCUCAACAAUUUUACAUCUGGGGCAAGCAUUCUCGGCUUAUGUGACGCACUGUUGGCAGGUCAGAAGUUUGGGCUGGAUCCGGCACAGAUGGUAGAUGUGAUGAACGUAGGUACUGGAGUGAAUUUUAGCACAAAAGAGAGUUUCAAGACCGAUGUGAGUCGUAUCGUUUUGCGAUUGGAGUCUCUUUUCUGGUAA
This is a messenger RNA of Pseudocercospora fijiensis CIRAD86, 741 nucleotides long. RefSeq lists its product as uncharacterized. Lineage: Eukaryota; Fungi; Ascomycota; Dothideomycetes; Mycosphaerellales; Mycosphaerellaceae. The coding region runs from base 1 to 741 and encodes 246 amino acids. Gene Ontology annotation, molecular function: NAD binding; NADP binding; oxidoreductase activity, acting on the CH-OH group of donors, NAD or NADP as acceptor. The transcript has a single exon. The record is from RefSeq and is a predicted model, not a curated record.